Messenger RNA from Letharia lupina, 315 nucleotides. RefSeq lists its product as uncharacterized. The coding region runs from base 1 to 315 and encodes 104 amino acids. The transcript has 2 exons. NCBI's taxonomy places the organism in Eukaryota, Fungi, Ascomycota, Lecanoromycetes, Lecanorales, Parmeliaceae. The record is from RefSeq and is a predicted model, not a curated record.
AUGGAUCUCGAGACAAUGCAAUUUACCAACCGCAGCACAUUUUCGAGCACGGACUUCGCCGGAAGCAAGAUAUUGCUCGUUGCAACAGUACUACUCUGCUAUGGGGAUCCAGAAGAGAUCGUAGACCUCAUUCCAAAGCCCGGCUGGGAAGAUGCUCUGAUUACCUCACUUACGAGUGGCGAUGAUGCAAGUGGUCACGUCCUCCUCGCCUCGAUGAUCAAAGAUGACGAGAAGGAAAUGAAUACGGAGGGCUCGUCCCUUCUCCACAGCAGAUGUUGUGAGAUCGAGCAUUGGGCAAGGCUCUUCGACAAGUGA